AAAUUCCCUUUCCGUCGCCGUCUCGUGUGCGAGGUUUCCCUCCGCGCGCGAAGGAAACACGCUUCCAUUGAACGAGAGCUCAAUUUAGGAGGAAGCGGAGGAGAGAGGCUGGACAGUGAGCUAGACCUUCUUCUUCUUCUUCUUCUUCUUCUUUUGUUUAGCGUCGAGAAGUUCCACGCGCAGCUCGCUGGACUGGAUAUUAUCCACUCGAGGGAAGGAAUAGUUUUGUGAAAUUUCUCCAGAGGUGUUUUUCCGCGCGCCCUUGCUCUGGGAUCCGCGAGCCUACAUACAUAUGGUCCGGCUGAGGGGGACUCACGCGGACGCAGCCUAAGGGAUUUCUUUUUUUCUCCUCGACGCCAAUUGGAAACUAUAAAGGACGACAAAAACUAUUCUGAGGAAGCUUUUUCUCUCGUCGCCAUCGUCUGUUUAUCUGGCAACGAAGAAGCGCUAACGAGGAAUCGCAAACCGCAGAGCUGAACAUGCCGCAAAAAGAAUACUAUAACCGGACCACGUGGGAGUCUGGUGUAGCUUCCAUGAUGCAAAACAAGGUGUAUGACAUCUGUAACGAAGGUCACAGUGGGGUGAACCAGCUCGGCGGAGUGUUCGUGAACGGCAGACCGCUGCCGGACUCUACCAGGCAGAAGAUAGUGGAGCUCGCACACAGCGGCGCGCGACCCUGCGACAUAUCCCGGAUCCUGCAGACCCAAGCUGAUGCAAAAGUCCAAGUGCUGGACAAUGAAACCGUGUCCAACGGCUGCGUGAGUAAGAUUCUGGGCAGGUAUUAUGAGACGGGCUCCAUCCGACCGCGCGCCAUCGGAGGCAGCAAACCCCGAGUAGCCACUCCCGAGGUGGUCAGCAAAAUCGCCCAGUUCAAGAGGGAGUGCCCGUCCAUCUUCGCGUGGGAGAUCCGGGACAGACUGCUGUCAGAGGGCAUCUGCACCAACGACAACAUCCCGAGCGUGUCAUCCAUAAACAGAGUGCUGCGCAACCUGGCGAGCGAAAAGCAACAGAUGGGCGCAGAUGGCAUGUAUGAGAAGCUGAGGAUGCUGAACGGACAGACGGGGACAUGGGGCACCCGGCCGGGCUGGUACCCCGGAACCUCCGUGCCAGGACAGCCCAAUCAAGACGGCUGCCAACAGUCAGAUGGAGGUGCCGAGAACACCAACUCAAUCAGCUCAAACGGUGAGGACUCAGAGGAGGCCCAGAUGAGACUGCAGCUGAAGAGGAAACUGCAGAGGAAUCGCACUUCUUUCACGCAGGAACAGAUAGAAGCACUAGAAAAAGAGUUUGAAAGAACGCACUAUCCAGACGUUUUCGCACGAGAGAGACUUGCUGCGAAAAUCGACCUACCGGAGGCCAGAAUACAGGUGUGGUUCUCAAACAGAAGAGCGAAGUGGAGGCGAGAGGAAAAGCUACGAAAUCAAAGACGACAAGCCAACAACUCCAGCAGUCACAUACCCAUCAGUAGCAGUUUCAGCACAAGCGUCUAUCAGCCAAUCCCUCAGCCAACCACACCAGUGUCCUUUACUUCAGGCUCCAUGCUGGGACGGUCAGACACAGCCCUCACAAACACAUACAGUGCCCUACCGCCAAUGCCAAGCUUCACCAUGGCCAACAACCUGCCUAUGCAAGCAAGCCAGACCUCGUCCUACUCCUGCAUGCUACCAACCAGUCCCUCGGUGAAUGGGCGGAGCUAUGACACAUACACACCCCCUCACAUGCAGGCGCAUAUGAACAGCCAGUCGAUGGCCACCUCGGGCACAACCUCAACGGGUCUAAUCUCGCCUGGAGUGUCUGUACCGGUACAAGUGCCAGGCAGCGAACCGGACAUGUCGCAGUACUGGCCCAGAUUACAGUGAGGGAGCAGAGGGGUGGACGGGGAGCAGGCUGCGCCUCCUGGCCUCUUCCAGCUGCAAGGCAAAGCUCUUCAUCAGUAUUUCACGACACUACAAGGGAGAAGGGAGGCUAAAAAGGACCCGUGUUCUUUUGUACUGGGAUAGUGCCACUUCUCUAGCGUUCCUUGGACACAAAGACUUGAAGAAGAAUCAAAAGAGAACGGACUCGAUGUAAAGUGCCCUGUGUUAUAUCGUUA
Molecule: messenger RNA, 2092 nt
Organism: Colossoma macropomum (tambaqui)
Lineage: Eukaryota; Metazoa; Chordata; Actinopteri; Characiformes; Serrasalmidae
Gene: pax6a
Product: paired box 6a
Exons: 14
Coding region: 480-1859 (459 amino acids)
Biological process (GO): regulation of transcription by RNA polymerase II; anatomical structure development
Molecular function (GO): DNA-binding transcription factor activity, RNA polymerase II-specific; RNA polymerase II cis-regulatory region sequence-specific DNA binding
Source: RefSeq, a predicted model, not a curated record